Apodemus sylvaticus (European woodmouse) is the source of this 3254-nucleotide messenger RNA. RefSeq names its product tubulin tyrosine ligase like 11 (gene Ttll11). The coding region runs from base 210 to 2261 and encodes 683 amino acids. Gene Ontology annotation, cellular component: cilium. Gene Ontology annotation, molecular function: tubulin-glutamic acid ligase activity; tubulin binding. Lineage: Eukaryota; Metazoa; Chordata; Mammalia; Rodentia; Muridae. Gene Ontology annotation, biological process: protein polyglutamylation; microtubule cytoskeleton organization. The record is from RefSeq and is a predicted model, not a curated record. The transcript is spliced from 9 exons.
GGGGCCCCGGCAGGCGAUUGUCCCUUGCGGGGCCCCGUCCCGAGGCGGCGACUAUCCCUGUCAACCGGAGCCUGAGAGAUCAUGGCAACGGGCUCGGGCGGGGAGCGCGUGGCGGCGGCGGCGGCGGCAGUUUGGUCGCGGGCCGGGACGGCGGAGCGGCGGCGGCGGCGGCGGCGGUGGCUGUGGCGCCGGCACCGGCCCUGAGCGUCAUGCGGCGCAGCAGCCCCGAGCAGGAGCGGGAGGCCGGGUGGGAAGCGGACGCGGCGGCCGAGUCGCUAGCGUCGGAGACAGAGGAGCAGCUGGGCUUGGACGCCGGCGCGGCCGGGGAGCCCGAGCGCCCGGAGCGGGAGGAGCAGCCCAAGGCCGUGGGCCGGGACCCGACCCCGGCGCGACGCCGCGCGCCCGAGGAAGGAGAUGCCCGCGUCCGGCGGCCGCCACCCGCGCUGCCCCUGGCCCCGCCGAGGCCGGCGGCGCGGGGUCUGAGCCAGCUCGUGAAGGCCCGGGGCCGGAGUCGGGGCCGGAGCUACCGGCGGAGCUCGGCCUCGGUGCGGCCGGUCACCGUGGACAGCUCCAAGGCACGCACCUCCCUGGACGCGCUGAAGAUCAGCCUUCGCCAGCUCAGGUGGAAGGAGUUCCCAUUUGGCCGGCGCUUGCCUUGUGACAUCUACUGGCAUGGAGUUUCAUUUCGCGACAGUGACAUACUCUCCGGUCAAGUGAACAAAUUUCCAGGCAUGACGGAGAUGGUUCGUAAAAUCACCUUGAGCAGAGCGCUGAGGAUCAUGCAGAACCUGUUUCCAGAAGAGUACAACUUCUACCCUCGCUCCUGGAUUCUGCCCGAAGAGUUCCAGCUCUUCGUCACUCAGGUCCAAACGGUGAAAGAUGGUGACCCUACCUGGAGGCCCACUUUUAUUGUGAAACCGGAUAGUGGUUGUCAGGGUGAUGGAAUCUACCUCAUUAAGGACCCCUGUGACAGCCGCCUGACUGGGACCCUCCAUAACAGGCCGGCGGUGGUCCAGGAGUACAUCCGCAAGCCUCUCCUUAUCGACAAACUCAAGUUCGACAUCCGUCUGUAUGUCUUGCUGAAGUCCUUGGACCCCUUAGAGAUUUAUAUAGCCAAGGAUGGACUCUCUAGGUUUUGUACAGAGCCAUAUCAAGAGCCUAACUCCCAGAAUCUGCACCACGUCUUUAUGCACUUGACCAACUACUCCCUGAAUAUCCACAGUGGCAAGUUCGUCCACUCUGACAGCGCCAACACAGGCAGCAAGAGGACUUUCUCUAGCAUUCUUUGUAGACUGUCUUCCAAAGGUGUGGACAUCAAGAAGGUCUGGUCUGAUAUCAUCUCCUUAGUUAUUAAGACUGUCAUCGCCCUGACCCCAGAGCUCAAAGUUUUCUACCAGUCAGACAUCCCAACAGGGAGGCCGGGGCCCACCUGCUUCCAGAUUCUAGGCUUUGACAUCCUUCUGAUGAAAAACCUGAAGCCUAUGCUACUUGAAGUGAAUGCGAACCCCAGCAUGAGAAUCGAGCAUGAAUACGAACUCUCUCCAGGGGUUUUUGAAAAUAUCCCCAGCCUGGUGGACGAAGAGGUGAAGGUGGCCGUGAUCAGGGACACGCUGCGCCUCAUGGACCCGCUGAAGAAGAGAAAGGAAAUCCAGUCUCAGCAGAUGGAAAAGCCUUUCGCUUCAAAGGAAGAUCUGAACUGUGAGCUGGCCGGCGACUCGGACCCCAACCCUGAAGCCCAUCUACCCUCCAUUUGCCUCAAGCAGGUGUUCCCCAAGUACGCCAAGCAGUUCAACUACCUGCGCCUCGUGGACAGGAUGGCCAAUUUGUUUAUCCGGUUCCUGGGAAUCAAGGGGACGAUGAAGUUGGGACCGACUGGCUUUCGGACCUUCAUAAGGAACUGCAAGCUGAGCAGCAGCAGUCUGUCCAUGGCAGCUGUGGACAUCCUGUACAUCGACAUCACGAGGAGGUGGAACUCGGUGACCGUGGACCAACGGGACACAGGGAUGUGUCUGCAGGCAUUUGUUGAAGCGUUCUUCUUCCUGGCCCAGAGGAAGUUCAAGCUGCAACCUCUCCAUGAGCAGGUGGCGUCCUUGAUUGACCUGUGUGAAUACCACCUGUCCCUGCUGGAUGAGAAACGCUUGCUGUGCCGUCGGGGCCGGCCUCACCAAAGAAAUCCGCCCCAGAUGAACCGCACAGCUCAUUCAGCCACGGGCAGCUCUGCACCCCGAGUAAUCGGGGCUAGCAAGCUCUCUCACUCCUGACACACUCUGUCCUGAAGGCCACUCUGUCCUGGAAGAAGGCGUGCCUGUGGGGGCUGAGUACCCUGGGCUCCCCCCACCUGUUGGGAGCUACUAGGGUUCCGGCUGCAAUCACCUGUGCGUCCUCUGUGGUCCGUAGGGCUUUUGCCUCAGACGGCCAACCCUUGCCUGCCCCCCACUCCCAGCACCUCAUGGUGACCCACCCUGUUUGGGAAUCAUCAGUGGACAUAGGACAUUCAAGAUGUGACAGAUGGCGCCUACUAUUCUGGGCUCCUGGGAAGCCCCGACUGGGGCAGUUUCUCCUGUGCUUGGGGCGGCAGGGGAACAGAGGGGGAGGAGGAGGGGAAGGACAGACCAUCCUAAGGCAGAGAGCUGUGGAUGUGGAGAACAGUCACGCCGGGGUCUGCUGGGGCCCUGAGAGCCUGCUGGUCAGAGCUUAGCAUCAUCGCAUGUCUUCCCUUCUGCCCAUUCCCUGAGACGACGUUAAAGUAUGAAGAAGGCGGGCACCUCCGAUCAUGUGCUGCACGGGUGUCCUUGACAGACUGACCUCACUGUUUUGUUAACUUGCCUGUUGCUGCAAUGUUUGAUUUAUUACUAAUCAAGAAUUAAUUACAAAAUAGCACAGUAAGGUUCUUCAGUCUUCCCGUCCACGUUCCAGGGGACCCCUGCAAAGGUGGGGGACUGACCCAAUGGCCAAGAGCCACUGUGCACCCAGCACUGUGCUGUCAGCCCUGAGUGAGGGGAGGGGUUUCUGAGGGGAGAGCAUAAGGCCCCCGUGAGAGCCGGGACAAGCAGGAGUGUGUGUAGAGCAGAACAACCAGUGUUCUCGGAUGUUUGCUUCCGAGGGGCAGAGGUGGCCUUGAUUCCGAGGGGCAGAGGUGACCUUGCUUCCUGCUCAACGGGACCCAAGUGGGUUCCACAGAAGUCCCGAAUGACAAGUGUGUGGGGACAUUCUGUAACGAGCCUCGAGCUGUACAGCUGUAGAAAGCUAUUAAA